Molecule: messenger RNA, 1877 nt
Organism: Perca flavescens (yellow perch)
Lineage: Eukaryota; Metazoa; Chordata; Actinopteri; Perciformes; Percidae
Gene: slc22a6l
Product: solute carrier family 22 member 6, like
Exons: 10
Coding region: 1-1683 (560 amino acids)
Biological process (GO): transmembrane transport
Cellular component (GO): membrane
Molecular function (GO): transmembrane transporter activity
Source: RefSeq, a predicted model, not a curated record
AUGGCUUUUGGUGAUCUCCUAGAGCAGGUGGGGAGCACAGGACGCUUCCAGAUCCUGCAUGUGACGCUUCUCUGCAUGCCUGUCCUGUUGAUGGCCAGUCACAACCUGCUGCAGAACUUUGUGGCUGCAGUGCCUCCUCACUACUGCAACGCACACACAAACCUGUCUCAGUCCCAGCUGAGCCCAGAGGAAAUGCUGCUGAUCACAGUGCCGCAAGACCAGAUAGGGAAGCCCCAGAGGUGCCAGCGUUACGUUACUCCACAGUGGCAUCUCCUGAACGGGAGCUCCGGCUCAGGGGAGGACGGAGACACUAAGGAAGGUUUGGAUGUUGAUCUGCAGGGAUGCACAGACGGAUGGUCCUAUAACAUGACUGAUAUGAGCUCAACGAUCAUAUCUGAUUGGCAUUUGGUGUGUGAUCUGCGCUCUUUAAAGCAAAUGGGACAAACAGUCUACAUGGGAGGUGUGCUUGUGGGAGCUGUUGUCUUUGGAGGUCUUUCAGACAGAUAUGGUCGACGCAUCCUCCUGCUCAUUUCUAACCUGCUCAUGGCAGUGUCGGGAACAUGUGUUGCUUUUUCAAACUCCUUCACCCUCUACUGUGUGUUCCGCUUUGGCUGUGGCAUGGCUCUGUCCGGCCUGGGACUCAACACCUUCUCGCUCAUUGUGGAGUGGAUCCCCACUCGUGUGCGAACUGUGGUGGGGACAAUAACAGGUUACAGUUACACAGUGGGACAGUUGAUCCUGGCAGUCAUAGCCUACUUCAUCCGGGACUGGAGGUGGUUAGCCCUGGCUGUGUCCUUGCCCUUCUAUCUCUUCUUCCUCAUCUCAUGGUGGUUUCAUGAAUCUUCAAGAUGGUUAGUUAUGAGUAAUAAGCCCGAACAAGCCAUCAAGAACCUUAAAAGAGUGGCCAAUUUUAACGGACGGCGUGAAGAGGGAGAAAAAAUUGACAUUAAGAUGCUGCAAGAGUCCAUGACGAAAGAGAUGUCUUGUUCGCAGGGCUCUUACUCUGUCCUGGAUCUGUUCCGCACACCCACAAUGAGGACAAUGACAAUCUGCCUGAGUGCUGUCUGGUUUUCAACAAGCUUUGCCUACUAUGGUCUUGCUAUGGAUCUGCAAAAGUUUGGGGUGGACAUCUACUUAAUCCAAGUGAUCUUCGGAGCUGUUGACAUCCCUGCUAAAGUCGUCAUAACUGUGUCUAUGAGUUUUAUUGGACGACGUCCAUCACAAUGUGGUGGUCUGAUCUUCGCUGGAGUCACUAUUUUGAUCAACCUGCUAGUACCUUAUGAUAAAACGACUGCACGGACGUGUCUGGCUGUACUGGGUAAAGGUUGCCUUGCUGCCUCCUUCAACUGCUGCUACCUUUACUCUGGAGAAUUGUAUCCAACCAUCAUUCGUCAGAAUGGCAUGGGGUGGGUAUCCAUGAUGGCUCGUGUAGGAGCCAUGGUAGCCCCUAUGGUGCUUCUCACGGGCGAAUACAUACCUUGGCUUCCAGGUUUAAUCUACGGAGGAGCUCCGAUUCUCAGUGGAGUGGCAGCAAUAUUUCUUCCAGAAACACUUGGCUCCCCCCUUCCUGACACAAUAGAAGAUGUGGAGGACAGGGGAUCUGGGAGAAACUCCAAAAUACCACCAAAGGAAACAAUUAUCCUGCAAGACACCCAGGCCAAUCUCCUAAAGCAGGCUACCUGAAGGCAUCUGUAUUGAACUCCUGAUGAUUUUGCUGACAUGUUAACGAAAGUAGAAUGGUUACUGCUGUUUAUUUGUUUGGUUUCCAUAUAAAGUUUAUUUGUGUCGUAUGAUUGCUGGACUUCUUUUAAAAAUAUAUAUAUAUAAUUACUUGUAAACAAAAAUGUAUAUUCUUCCCAAUCAACACCUAUGCAUUU